AUGCCCAUGGAACGGGACCCUGCCGCCGAUGCGAAGCUGUUCGGUCUCGUCUUAAAGACGUUCAACAUCAAACUCACCAAAGACAUCAUUGACCAGAUGAACAAGGAAAUGGGCCCCGAUUGCAAGGGCCAAGCGAUUCCCCACCGCAUCGACUUCUACCGGAAGAAGGCUGCCGCAUUCAAUCCCACCGGCAGCACCGCGUCUGGUCCGAGCGAGGCGAUUAAGAAGACUAAGAAGCGGGCCAAGGCUAGCGAGAGCUGCGAGGAGGACGACGACGAGGAAGUAAAGCCGAAGAAGCGAGCUCGUAUAGACUAUGCUGCUGAUUCCUGGUGUAGAAUCCGUGGAGUAUACUAUACGCUGCUGAUCGUAUACCGUUGCAUAACCACUGGAUAG
Molecule: messenger RNA, 393 nt
Organism: Aplosporella prunicola CBS 121167
Lineage: Eukaryota; Fungi; Ascomycota; Dothideomycetes; Botryosphaeriales; Aplosporellaceae
Exons: 2
Coding region: 1-393 (130 amino acids)
Source: RefSeq, a predicted model, not a curated record